AUCUUCUCUCACACAAACAAAUUAAUAACAGUCUUUAAAAAAAGAAAAAGAAAAUGUCGUUAACUCUGCUUAUCUUCAUGUACAUACUCGUCUCCCUCGUCUUCUCCGGCUUCGCUUCCUCUCAAAAGUUAGCCACAGAUGAAGUGGACGUUUUAAGAGCCAUAGCGAAGGGCUUACACCAAAAUAACUGGGAUUUCAAUGUGGAUCCAUGCGGCGUCGCUUCAACCGUAGGAGGUUGGAGAAUACCUAACGCCGACGGUGACUUUACAAACGCUGUUACUUGUAACUGCUCCUCCUCCGUUUGCCAUGUCGCCAGCAUAGUUGUCAAGGGACAAAACCUUAAUGGAUCUCUUCCUAAAGAGUUUGCAGGACUUCCUUUUCUACAGGAGAUUGAUCUGUCUAGAAACUUUCUCAAUGGUUCAAUUCCUCCCGAAUGGGGAGCCUUGCCACUUGUAAACCUUACCUUACUUGGAAACCGAAUAACUGGUCCAAUCCCAAAAGAGAUUGGAAACAUUACAAGCCUUGUGAGCUUUGUCUUGGAAUUCAACCAAAUCUCAGGGAAUUUACCUCCAGAGCUGGCGAAUCUACCAAAUGUUCGAAGAAUGCUUCUUAGCUCGAACAACUUGAGUGGAGACAUCCCAAGUACAUUCUCCAAACUUAUAACAUUGACCGAUUUCCGUAUAAGUGACAAUCAGCUAACUGGUACAAUACCAGAUUUCAUCCAGAACUGGACAAACCUUGAUAAAUUGGUUAUUCAAGCUAGUGGUUUAGUCGGACCAAUUCCUAGUACCAUUAGUCCUCUUAGCAAGUUAACAGACUUGAGGAUCAGUGACUUGAGCGGACCAGAGUCUCCAUUUCCGCCACUUCAAAACAUGACACUGAUGAGGACAUUGAUUCUUAGGAACUGCAACAUUACAGGAGAGUUACCUGCGUAUAUUGGACAGAACACAUCAUUAAAACUCUUAGAUCUUAGCUUUAAUAAACUAAGUGGACCAAUUCCGGUAGAAUAUAGAGCUCUUUCCAACGUAGAGAACAUGUAUUUUACAAGUAACAUGUUAAAUGGGGAAGUACCAAUUUGGAUGAUAGACAGAGGAGAGAAGAUUGAUCUUAACUACAAUAACUUUACUAAUGAUCCAACAACCGCACAAUGUCAACGAAAUGCUGUGAAUAUGUUUUCAAGCACAAGUCCUUUACUUGCAAAUAACUACUCAAACGUUUCAUGUCUGAGUAGCUAUAAAUGUCCCAAAACUUUCUAUGGCCUUCAUAUAAACUGUGGUGGUACUGAACUUACAAUCAAUGGGACUAAGUAUGAUGCUGAUACAUCGGCUAGACCAAUCUUAUACGACAGUGGAAACGGUUGGGUUUCUAGCAACACCGGGAACUUCUUGGAAGAUGCUCGGUCUCCCAGAGGAUCAACCAUAUGGGAAAAUACGUCAGAGCUUACGAUAGCAGAUCCUAGUCUUUAUACACAUGCAAGUCUAUCAGCCAUUUCACUUACUUACUACGCAUUGUGUCUUGGACAAGGAAAUUACACUGUUAAUCUUCACUUCGCUGAAAUUAUGUUCAGUGACGAUGAAACGUAUAGAAGUUUGGGAAGACGAUUCUUUGACGUAUACAUUCAGGGAAAGCUUGUGGUUAAGGAUUUCAAUAUAGUAGAUGAGGCAAGAGGUGUUGGAAGAGCUGUGGUUAAGAGCUUCCCGGUCAUGAUUACAGAUGGGAAGCUUGAUAUAAGAUUGUUCUGGGCUGGUAAAGGAACUCAAGGUCUUCCUACAAGAGGUGUAUAUGGUGCUCUCAUAUCAGCUGUAUCUGUAAAUCCAAAUUUCAUUCCACCUAAGGAAGCUGGCACUGGAAGUGGUGGUGGAAGCUCUAUUGGCACGUUGGUUGGUGCUGUACUUGCUUCAACGGUAUUUCUUGUGCUUUUAAUCGGUGGUAUCUUAUGGUGGAGAGGUUGCUUAAGACCCAAGAGUCAGAUGGAAAAAGAUUUCAAGAACUUGGAUUUCCAGAUAAGUUCCUUCUCGUUGAGACAAAUCAAAGUUGCUACAAACAACUUUGAUCCAGCAAACAAGAUCGGAGAAGGUGGCUUUGGACCUGUACACAAGGGAACGUUGGCAGAUGGAACCGUAAUGGCUGUAAAGCAGCUAUCAUCAAAAUCAAAACAAGGGAACCGAGAGUUCUUGAACGAGAUUGCUAUGAUAUCUGCUCUACAACAUCCACAUUUGGUUAAACUGUAUGGAUGUUGCGUCGAAGGUGACCAGCUCUUGCUAGUCUACGAGUACUUAGAAAACAACAGUCUCGCUCGAGCACUUUUUGGUCCUCUAGAGACUCAAAUUCGACUAGAUUGGCCGACGAGGCACAAGAUCUGCGUUGGAAUAGCAAGAGGAUUAGCUUAUCUUCAUGAGGAAUCAAGACUCAAGAUCGUACACAGAGACAUUAAAGCUACUAAUGUCUUGCUGGACAAGGAACUCAACGCAAAGAUUUCGGAUUUCGGUCUUGCUAAGCUUGAUGAAGAAGAAAACACACACAUUAGCACACGAGUCGCAGGAACAUACGGAUACAUGGCUCCGGAAUACGCCAUGAGAGGUCAUUUGACAGACAAAGCAGAUGUCUACAGUUUCGGAGUCGUUGCCCUAGAAAUCGUCCACGGAAGAAGCAACACGAUCACACGUUCCAAAGUCGAGACCUUCAACCUUCUUGACUGGGUACACGUUCUAAGGGAACAAAACAAACUGAUGGAAGUAGUUGACCCGAGGCUUGGAACAGAUUACAACAGAGAAGAAGCAAUGACCAUGAUCCAGAUAGGGAUUCUCUGCACCAGUCAAGUUCCGUCGGAAAGGCCGUCCAUGUCAACGGUGGUCAGCAUGCUCGAAGGAAGUUCUACGGUGAAUGUUGAGAAGCUUCUUGAAGCUUCCUUACGCAGAGAAAACAAGAAAGACGAAGAGAGCAUGAGCGCAAUGAAGAAGCAUUACGCGAUGACAGAGCAGCCUAUCAGCGCCGACGGACCAUUCACGUCUUCUUCCACGUCCACGGCCAACGCCAGCGAUCUUUAUCCUCUUAAGCUUGAUUCUGCUUACUGGAACUCUAGAGUUUAGUUAUGAAUUAUGUUUUUGCAAAACAAAAUAUAUAAUAAUUAUGGAGGAAAUAAUUAUCUUUGUCUGUUUUCCUUUAUGUAAUUUUGUGGGGGUUAUAAGUAUUUUAUAGUACACAUAUUGUUUC
This is a messenger RNA of Brassica napus (rape), 3213 nucleotides long. Its product is annotated as probable leucine-rich repeat receptor-like serine/threonine-protein kinase At3g14840. The transcript is spliced from 23 exons. The record is from RefSeq and is a predicted model, not a curated record. Lineage: Eukaryota; Viridiplantae; Streptophyta; Magnoliopsida; Brassicales; Brassicaceae. Gene Ontology annotation, biological process: protein phosphorylation. Gene Ontology annotation, molecular function: protein binding; ATP binding; protein kinase activity. Bases 54 to 3089 code for a protein of 1011 amino acids.